AUGUUUCAUUUCACCAUAUUUGAAAAAUACUUUUCAUAUUUCCCUUCUUCCUUCCUUCUUCCUUCGUCCGGUGACACCAACCACCGCCGCCCUACCACCGGCAAACAACGUUACUCCAACGACUUUCCACCACCAGCACCACCUCCUCUGUUCACUUCGGCCGCCGUCUCCUCAGUUCACUUCUGCUACCGUCAUCUCCGAUCUCCGAUAAACCACCAAAUUUGCAUCAGAUCUGACUUGAUUUACAUCAGAUUUCAUCAGAUCGUGAUCUCGAAACCUCCACCACGAAUCAGAUCUAGAUCUAAAAAUCACCACCACUAA
Molecule: messenger RNA, 321 nt
Organism: Lactuca virosa
Lineage: Eukaryota; Viridiplantae; Streptophyta; Magnoliopsida; Asterales; Asteraceae
Source: the annotation of a GenBank genome assembly